Myxocyprinus asiaticus (Chinese sucker) is the source of this 3320-nucleotide messenger RNA. RefSeq lists its product as uncharacterized. The transcript is spliced from 4 exons. Lineage: Eukaryota; Metazoa; Chordata; Actinopteri; Cypriniformes; Catostomidae. The record is from RefSeq and is a predicted model, not a curated record. The coding region runs from base 95 to 1828 and encodes 577 amino acids.
AGAGAAUACACAGUUUAUUCUGUUCAGACAGAGGAAAAGCUCUGGCUAAGAUCUAAGUGCACAGCCCUCUGAAACCAGCUCAUCUAUAGGUCUCAUGAAGAAUUGCGUAGGCAGAAUGUUGGCUGUUUUGUUGACCAUUUUCAUGUUUACCCCAGGGCUUUCAAUAGACAGUCGUGGGAAGAGUUUCAUCACAGCAUUCCCGGAGAAUGUUGCCUAUUAUUACAGAAAAUCCUACAAUCAACUCAAGAUCACUAGCCUGCACGAGAACACUAAUGUUACCGUCUACAUGGGUGAAAUAAAGAAUGUAGUCAUCAGUGAACCUGGAAAAACUUGGGUUUUAAAUUUUACAAAGGAGUUUGAGGAAUACCGGUUCACAUCUUCCAACUGGUCUGUUAGAAUCACCAGUGAUAAAAAUAUCACAGUGCUUUCUGUGACUGGGUGGUGGGGGAGAUUCCAGUCUCAUGUUGUCCAGCCUGACCAAAAUCUUGGAACUUUGUAUCAGAUCCCUGCUCUGAAUUACUCAAAGCUAGACUCAUUUUCUAGUUCUGUGAUGUAUUCAGAGGCGAGGUACAUCUCUUUUAGGCUAAUCAUUAUAAAUGCAGUGAAGGAGAGAAACAAUGUCACCUUCAAAUGGUCUAAUGAAGGAGGUCAGAACUUUGAAAAUACAACAACACUCAAUGCUUAUAAUCUUUUCCAGCUUCAGAGUAAUGGUGUGAAAGAAAUCAAAGCAACGUCCAAAGUGGCAGUGCUGCUGACCCAUCCGUGCAUUGACACCCAACAAUCCUGCUCAUGCAGCAUGAUGUUGAAUCAGCUCCGCCCCACAAAUAUGACAGGGAACCAAUACGGGAAAGACAGAUUCUUCGUGCCCUCCACCUUUGAUGUCCAACAGCUACUCCUGACAACAAAUCAAACCGUCAAAAUCAGUAAUGGUUCUGAGUAUAGUGUUGAGAUUAAGGGGCCAAAUUCUAUAGAUAUCCUACCAUCAUUCCCAAAUAUCAGGAAGGGUUUUAUUAAUACUAUUAAUAAGCCUGUUUCUCUCCAAUUAAUUAGCUCUGGACUCAUUCUAGACCUCAUUCCAGAAAGCAUGUUUGCUGCCUGCUAUCUCGUACAUUUUCAUCCUUCGGGCAGUGGGGCCUUUGUGAUUGCGAAUAAAUCCGACCAAGAUGGUGUACGAAUGAACGAUCAACAGUUGCCUUCAGCAAUUAAAUGGAAUGAUAUGGGUGGCACAGAGUCACAGUACUCUUUGGCUGUAGUCAAUGGAACAGAGUCAAGCACUAUAUGGCAUCCUAAUGCAACGAUUGCUGUGUAUAUGAUAGAUCGUUGGGAUUCAGAUGAAAAAAAGCCUAUCCAUGGAGGCCCAGCUAUUACUAUAAAUGCAGACCCAGAUCCCAAUGGCUGUGUGGUGACUCCUAAGAUGUAUAUAGUUGGUACCGAUGAAAUGAGCUGGACGAACUCCCGUCAGUACUGCUUUGAUAAAGCUGACGACUUUGCCAGGCUCAUCAAUGCAGAUGACCAGAAAAAGUUGGUCAUGGACAUGACCAUGGGCAUGACCCCCAGAGAUCUCGGGGAAGGGUGGAUCAGUCUGCGCCGUGACCUGCUCUCUACAGCAUGGUACUGGUUAAAUGAAAACAACACCUCAUCCAAUCUGAACUACACUUCUUGGGAAAAUGGACAGCCAAUGAAACCUUACAAAGGCAUGUGUGCUUCAGUGUACCUGGACACUAAUAAUAACUUUUUGUGGAAGGCUGCACACUGCUGUUCUCGAAAGAAACCUGUCUGUUUUAAUGAAACAAGAUAUCUCAAACAGGUCUCCUAUUUAACCAAAUGAAAUAACUGACAUCUAAUUAGUGAUCGCAAGGCGAAAUCCCUCAUAGUUCACUUUUCUGUAAUUCAGCUCAAACUGCUUAAAGUAAAAAUGAACUGCUCAAAUCAAACAUGUUUGUAGAUAAUUUCAGCCUUUUUGUGGUUAUAUACUACACAUUCAGAAAUUUAAGAAUAAUAAACAUGCACUGAUAGAAUGUCAAACAACCAGGGAACAUGGUUUAUUAAUAGAGAGUGAGUUGUAGUUAGGGAGUUUCAAUCAAUCAGUUUCUCCCUUCUUUUUCUCUAGUUUGAAAAGUUGCUUUAUUGUUGUAUAAUAUUACCAAAAAUGUACGUAACCAAACAUUAUUCUUUUGCUGCCUUCCAAGCACUCCUAUUUCUUUCAGGGAAUGUAAAUGCAGUUUAAUUGUUCCAUUACCCUGAUUUGAUUUGUUUCUCUGUCAAGGAGAACUGGUAUGUUUAGCAAUAAACAGAGUAGAUUCAAUUCCCAGAAAUCGCCAUAUUUAUUUUUCUGUUAUUCAUACAUCGUUAUGCCCCUAUAUUAAUUUAGAUUUAAAAUGUGACCUCUUGCACAAUGAGUAAUAUUGUAAAAUUAGCAAUAUCAUUAGAGAUGGCAUUAAAAUGAAAACUUGUACAGCUUAAAUUUUUUUGGCUAGAAAGGAACAUUAUUGCCUUAAUAUAAUUUUAAUUGUUAUUAUUAUUAAAGGUUAUUAAUAGAACUACAAUGUAGUCCUGUAGACUUUUGUGUACAAAAACCUUUUUAUAACAUUUUAUUUAUUUGAUAUCUAUAAAUGAGCUUAUUUAAUAUUGUGGUUUUAUAAAAUAUCACAGUAAUAGUUGGUAUCUUAGUCAGGUACAGAUGGCAAAUACAAUGGGAUCGGUGGUAACAUGCCUCCCAGAGAUGUUUCUUUUAAAUAAAGAAAAAGAUAAAUCACAUUACUGGUCCUAUUGUGAACAAUUCAUCAAUGCACAUUAUUCUAAAGAUAAAAAGUUUAACUGUUUGUAACUUCAUCUUAAAAAUGCAGCACUCAUGCCACGAGAUUCUGAAAAAGAAGCAAGACGCAUCACAAUGGACAAACACAUCCAUCUAGCGCAUGUUUACAUAAAAACAUAGAGCGUGUAUAAAGCUUAUAAUAUUUUUUCAGUUAGGCAAUGGAAGUAUUUGUGUAAUUUCUACACCACAAAACAAAAUUGCACAAAUAAUGAAAAUGACCAAACACUCCACCUGUCAUCAACUGGUCAGUCAAACAAAUAGUUCUGCAGCAACAUCAAGCCAUUAGUUGCGUCAAUGUUGCUGUGUCCACUUAACACGUUUGUAUCCAUCUGCACUAUUUCAUUUAAAAGAUUUUUCUAUUUUUUCUAUUUUUAAUUUUUGGAUUGUUUUUCUAUACAUGUUAGACAGACGACGUUGACCAUUGCACCACGUCUAGCUAUUCUUUUCAGUAUCUUGUGCAGGAGCACCACAUUUUUUAGAUGUGUCAAAUAAAAAAAAAACAUUU